Molecule: messenger RNA, 358 nt
Organism: Trichoderma harzianum CBS 226.95
Lineage: Eukaryota; Fungi; Ascomycota; Sordariomycetes; Hypocreales; Hypocreaceae
Exons: 4
Coding region: 70-330 (86 amino acids)
Biological process (GO): respiratory electron transport chain
Cellular component (GO): mitochondrion
Source: RefSeq, a predicted model, not a curated record
UGAAGCUUCACCUUUCGUCUCUGUUUUGUUUGGUUGCAGCAUGAGUCUGGUUUUGAGAUAGAAGCCAUGAUGCGUCCUAAUGCUGAGCUGAGGAGGCAGGUCAUUGCCAUAUAUAAAGAAUUACUAUAUCUUGGCCGUGAAUAUCCCCUCGGAUACGGCUACUUCCGCCCCCGUCUGCACAAGGCCUUCAUGUCUCGUGCCGCUGAGAAAGACGAAGACAAGAUUCGCGCGGGCAUCAAGCAAGCUGAAUACGUAAAGAAAGAAAUUGAAGCUCUGUACUACUUGAAACGAUAUCGAGCAUUGAGAAAACGAUAUGACAGCGAUGCGUGAGUUGAAACGAAAGAACAGAUGCAAGGAU